GGCACAGGGAAGAAUGAGCCCCUUGAGGGCUGACCCUGUUUGGACAAGCUGCUCCUCAGCCCCAGCCUCACCACGUCUGACAUGGCCCACCUGGCACUGACAUCCCUGUGCCCUGCAGCAGAACCUUGUCCCUGAGCUCUGCAGCUCCAUGUCCCAGCCCAGUGCACCGUGUCCCACCUGCUCUCCUCAGGGCUCUGCCUGCACACAGGCCCAGGAGAAGUUUUCCUCUUGGGAAGGAAAGAAUGGAAAAGCCUGAGCAGGUUUCCUGAACAACAAACCCCACUCAGGAAGCACCUGCUCAGUACAGGCUGCCUGGAAUGGUGUCACCUUUCUACAAGGGACAGUGUGACCAGAAAUGAUCUCUGGAAGCAGAAUUCUCUGAGCCCUUCAGCUGAAUUCUCUGUCCCUGUCCUUUCCCUGGAUCUCUGUUGCAGAUGGAAGCUGCUGCUGCCAUUCUCACUUUAACCUCCCUUUUGAAUGCAAACAGAUGUUCCCAAGUGUGUUAAACAAGUGUUGCUCAAUGUUUAUGCAGAGCUUUUUGGUUCCUCAUGGAACCAAGCACACCCUUGUGACACAGCGGGGGCUCAUGGAACCAGUGGUCCAUUGUGACACUGCCAAUUCAAGAAAACCAUGGUGACACCAUGGAACCUCAUGGAACAAAGGAUCCAUGGUGACACAGCAGAGCCACAGUUGCAGCAGCAGCAGCGGCAGCAGCGGCUGCAGCAGAAAAAGAAGCGACUUUGUCGAGUCCCUCUUGCUCUUCCUCUCCUUCUUCCGCUGUCCCGCACCUUCUCCCGCUCUCCCUUUCCCGCUGUCCCCUCCUCUCCCAGUCUCCCUCUCCCCCUGCCGGGCCGGGCCAUGCCCCCGGCCCACCCCCGGCCCCGGGCGGGGCUGCCCCGUCCCUGUCCCUGUCCCUGUCCCUGUCCCUGUCCCUGUCCCUGUCCCCGGCCGUCCCGCCGCGGUCUCGCCCCCGCCCGGCUCUGGCCGUGCUGGCGCUGGCGCUGCUUGGCGGGCAUCAGUGCCUGGGGCUGGGGCGGCAUCGCCGCCCUUUGGCUCCGCCUGGCCCGAGCCCGGCCCCGGCCCCGACGUGGGCUCCAGUCCCGGCCCCGGCCCCGGCUCCUCCCGGGCCCCGCGGAGGACACAGGCGGCGCGGCCGCUGCCGCCGCCUCCGCUGCGGCUUCCCCGGCCCGAGCUCCGCCGCUCGGCAGCGCGGCCGCCGGCCCCGAGCCGCCGCUGUCCCGUUGCCAGCAGAGAACGCCUGGGGAUGGCCGGCCCGGGGCGCUCGGGGGGCGCUCGGGGGCCGCUCCUGGCCCCGGGCCGAGCGCUGACAGCCGCGUCCCGCCCGCAGGGAAGGCGCAGGAGGCCCUGCAGGAGCGGUACCGGCUGGGUUCGCUGCUGGGCAGCGGCGGCUUCGGCAGCGUCUUCGCGGCCACGCGGCUCUCGGACGGCGCCCCGGUGGCCAUCAAAAGGGUGCCGCGGGAUCGCAUCCGGCACUGGGGCGAGCUGCCCGACGGCACCAGAGCACCCCUGGAGAUCGUGCUGCUGGCCAAGGUGUCCACUGGCUUUCCUGGUGUCGUCCAGCUGCUGGAGUGGCUCGAGCUCCCCGACAGCUUCUUGCUGGUGCUGGAGCGCCCGGAGCGGUGCCAGGACCUGUCGGGUUUCCUGGCGGAGCGGAGGUUCCUGCCGGAGGAGGAGGCGCGGGGGCUGUUCCGCCAGGUGCUGGAGGCCGUGCGGCACUGCACCAGCUGCGGGGUCCUGCACAGGGACAUCAAGCCCCAGAACAUCCUGCUCGACCUGGCCACCGGGCAGCUGAAACUGAUCGACUUUGGCUGUGGCGCCUUCCUCCAAGACACAGCCUACACCCAGUUUGCAGGAACCCUGUCCUACAGCCCACCAGAGUGGAUCCACCACCGACGCUACCACGGCGAGGCAGCGACCAUCUGGUCCCUGGGCCUCCUGCUGUGCCACCUGGUCAUGGGCAAGCACCCGUUCAGGAGGGGCCAGGAGAUCAUCUGGGGGCGGAUCUUGUUCCCACGACGGCUCUCUCAAGAGUGCCAGGAUGUCAUUAAGAAGUGUUUGUCCAUGCAGCCCUUGGACAGGCCGUCCUUAGAAGAGCUUUUCCGUGAUCCUUGGGUGUGGGGUGUUCCUCUGCCCUAGAGGAUGGGAGAGAUCCACGUGCACAGUUGGAUCCAGGGGCCUGGCAGGUAACAGCUCCACACAUCUCUUGGCAAUCAGUGGCAAA
This is a messenger RNA of Vidua macroura (Pin-tailed whydah), 2242 nucleotides long. Its product is annotated as serine/threonine-protein kinase pim-1-like. The coding region runs from base 631 to 2157 and encodes 508 amino acids. Gene Ontology annotation, cellular component: cytoplasm. The transcript is spliced from 5 exons. NCBI's taxonomy places the organism in Eukaryota, Metazoa, Chordata, Aves, Passeriformes, Viduidae. Gene Ontology annotation, molecular function: protein serine/threonine kinase activity; ATP binding. The record is from RefSeq and is a predicted model, not a curated record. Gene Ontology annotation, biological process: protein autophosphorylation.